This is a messenger RNA of Candidula unifasciata, 312 nucleotides long. NCBI's taxonomy places the organism in Eukaryota, Metazoa, Mollusca, Gastropoda, Stylommatophora, Geomitridae. The record is from the annotation of a GenBank genome assembly.
AUGGCGUCGUCUCGCAGUUCCAUGAACUGGAAUCAAGAAACUAAAGCCAGGCUCAAUGAGAAAAUCACAGCUAAUGUCAACGAUCUAGGUUCAUUAGUGCGACAGUUCGUCAGAGGUUCCAAAUCUAACGAGCUACUUGCCCAGGCUGCUAAGAACUUUGCAUCCCAGGAAUCAUGCGUCUACAACUCACACGAGACAAUGAGAAAGAUGGAUUUGAUUCGCUCACAGCUUGAGUUUCAACAGUCAGCAAUAGCCAGAAGUCUAAACUCUUUGGAUGAGGUGCAGGAUCAAAUUGCAUUAAUAGGUCGUUGA